CUCUGUGUACCCGCUAUUUGUGUACUCGUCGAGUAACCUAUUCGCAACCGCCGCUGCCUCGCUCGACGCACAUCGACGUUGAUUCGCAUUUGUCGAGUCUCUCCAUGGUCCGCCGUCAUCCAUGAUAACCUUCUGCACAAACACGUCGUUGAAUUCGGGGUGAGAACGUGGUGCAUCGUUGAAAAACGCGACGAAACAUACGGAUCUCGGCGGUUCGUUCAAACCGUGAUUGCGUCAUUACGCGCACACAGGUUCGCUCGCAAGCGCCACCAACGCUGUCCUCAUGAAAGCCACCGAAGCGAGUUUGAAAACAUGGAUACCCGCAGUGCAGCGCCGUGCACCGGACAACAUCGUGUCCUCGAACUAUGCGACGACGAAGGUUUUCAUACCCUCAUAUGAAAAAGAAGAACGGCCUCGCAUCGAGCAACUGCUGACAAAUGACUAUCAGCGUAUUUGGUGGAAGGAGAAGCGAGUCUGGGACGAGACGAUUGCCGAGAAAACCGCGGGCAAAAGAAUACUACCCCGUAUGCUGAUCAAAAGGAAAGUUCCAACGUGUGUGACUGUUAAGUAUCAAACGCGAACCGAUCGAUGGAUGGGAAAAAAGAAACAGGAUUUUGUGUUACAAAAAUCAAAUCCGAAGAAAAAGGAAAUUGAACGAGAGUCGAAUGGGAAUUCGAACACGACAGAGUUAAAGACCACAGAAGAUAACGAUACAAAAGUAGAAAAAAGCGAAGAAAUAAAAUCAGAAAACCAUAAAGAAACACAGUCGGAAAAUAAGAAAGAAACCGAAUAUGAAAGAGAAGAAGAGAGAGAAGAAGAAAGUACUGAUUGAGUCUGCUUAACUUGAUUCAUACGAAUUCCGCAAUAAAUGAUGUUAUUUCCAUAAAAACAUAA
Odontomachus brunneus is the source of this 894-nucleotide messenger RNA. RefSeq lists its product as uncharacterized. The transcript is spliced from 3 exons. The coding region runs from base 284 to 832 and encodes 182 amino acids. NCBI's taxonomy places the organism in Eukaryota, Metazoa, Arthropoda, Insecta, Hymenoptera, Formicidae. The record is from RefSeq and is a predicted model, not a curated record.